UCCAUCAUCCAUCAGCCGUCUUUUGUCCUCUCAGCUGCUGACCGCGCAGUAUGGACGGCGGCCGAAGAAGACCCCCAUUUGACUUUUGAAUUCGACCGCUCAGAUAGCAACAAGCGCUCCUACUCCUCGUACUCCCAAAUGGACUCACACACCCGCUCGUCACCCUCGCCGCUCUUUGUCCGCCAGAACAGCCGCUCGCCUCAGCGCCGUGCCACUCCGCCAAAUCCCAAUCCCCGUCGCCUGCUACCUCUCCCCGUACCUCUGCCCUCGAUACCACCUCACUUCCCAAGAGAUGGCUACGACUAUCGCCGUCCAGCCUCGUCGGCUCGCUCGAGCACCUCGGCCAACAAUAUUAUCGACCUGACAUCCGACGAUGAUCCUACCGCUCCUGGAAAUGCUCCUGCACCGCAACGGCAACCCACUGCUGCACCCGUAUCCUUGCCUCGCUUUGGAAGAGAGAUUAUAGACUUGUCUGCAGACACCAGCCCCUCCAAACCANCCCAUCCCCAUCACGCGAGGACAUCAUCCAGUCCCGAGGUGCAAUUUGUCUCCAGCAGACCUCGAUCACGCACCGAUCAACGUGCUCAGCAUCCUCCCUUCUUGGAUCCCCACCCCGAACAUCGCCGUCAUGCUCCAGAGCUGGUUCUUGACGAUCCAGAGGACGACGUCAUCAUUGCAGGAGAACGAACUGGUGUCAAUCUGCUAGGGCCUUUGGGUGCACACAGGAGGUACGGUGGGUUGGUCCAAAGAUUAUUCGAUGGAGGAGCCCGUAUUCCAGGUCCCGUCCGAGCUGCAGUCACCACCAUUAUGCGUGGGGGUCCGAUGCCACACUUUUUCGGGGCCGCGAACGACGAUGGUGACAAUUCUCGUGCCGCCAAUAUUCUGGGAAUGGCUGGCAUGCCGGGCUUCAUGAAUUACGACACUGUUGGUUUUGAUCUUCUCGGGAAUGCCGACGACCAUAUACAACUACCCGUACCAAAAUUUGAUCCGCCACCCCCUGCACCAGAAGGAUUCACUAGGGACCCAACUGAGGACGAUACGAUAAUCUGCCCAAACUGCGAAGACGAGUUGGCUGUUGGCGAGAGCGAGGAAAAGCGUCAAGUCUGGGUCGUCAAAGGAUGCGGUCAUGUCUACUGCGGUACAUGCAUGAACAAUCGCAAAAGAAAGACCACCAGAGGAGCCAAAGGGAAAGGACGGGCGGACGAACCGGUGCUACCACCGCCAUUCUCGACGUGUCAGGCCGAUGACUGCGGUAUUCGCGUCUCUCAUAAGAAUGAUGUGAUGCAAAUAUUCCUUUGA
This is a messenger RNA of Aureobasidium uvarum, 1299 nucleotides long. Lineage: Eukaryota; Fungi; Ascomycota; Dothideomycetes; Dothideales; Saccotheciaceae. The record is from the annotation of a GenBank genome assembly.